AUUGACCAGAGACGACGUGUCGUUUCAUUGACAUCGAGAUGAAAAACAAAAAAAACUCGGUUGUAAUUGAAUUACAUCAUCCGAACAGAUGAAACGAAGGUGAAAUUAAACCAUCGAUCGGCAAUUUUAUUGAAGUUAUUCACCUGUAGGUUUUAAUCUCCAGCAGCUAUUUCUUUUUCCCUCGUAUCCAUUUUCGAACUGUGAACAGAAAGCACCUUCUCGGAGAUCUUAACUGGACAUCACCUUCUUCGGCUCAUUCCCCAAUCUUUUAUUCGAAGAGAUCGAACAGAAUUUUUCAAUUUGUGUCUAUCUGUAUCUCUCCGUUGACGUAGUGCUUUCUUCAAAAUCUGGUUGCUGAAUCUUAAUUCCAGCUUGGCACAUUUUCUUGGAGCAUGUAUAAUUACUUCAAGUGACGGGUUUUACUGGAGCUUGGAAUGUAAGGAUUAACUGCGGACAGCUGGAACUUCAUUGUGGAUAUCCCUACUGGUCAUCAAUGGUUUCUAUUUGAGAAGCUGAGAUCCACAUAGUUUAGUCUCAACCAGGAUAGUAGAGCAGCAUUUAACCCAGAUUCAUUCGUAUGAUAAAAUGGAUAAUGGAACUUCUAAUAGUUCAACACAAUCUGCAGUCAACAAUUCAGCUCCAACUGUCCAAAGACGAAAUAGUAAAGGAGAUCAUUCAACAUCUAUUUUAUCUACAUCUGGCAUAUCAUCUUGGGCUAAGAGUUUCAGAACUCCGCAAUCACCUGAAGCAGCAGAAAAUGACUCCAAGGCAGGAAAUUCUGGGAUGUCAGCAAUUGCACGUUUCGGUAGUGGCUUUGGACUGAGGAUACCUUCAAUGUCCCCAGUACGAGGUGAUGGUGCUGCAGAUUCCAAAUCCGCAACACAAUCUGGUGUUUUUGAAUCCUUCACAAAAGGUUUAGUUGACACAUCCCAGAGUGCAGUAAAGGCUAUGCAGAUAAAGGCACGCCAUAUUGUCUCUCAAAACAAACGAAGAUAUCAGGAAGGAGAAUUUGAUUUGGAUAUGACGUAUAUCACUGAAAACAUAAUUGCUAUGGGAUUUCCUGCUGGUCACAUGAGCUCUGGUUUUUUUGGAUACCUUGAGGGAUUUUAUAGAAAUCAUAUGGAAGAAGUGAUCAAAUUUUUCGAAACUCAUCAUAAGGGAACAUACAAAGUUUACAAUCUUUGCUCCGAGCGUUUGUAUGAUGCUUCAUUAUUUGAGGGGAAGGUUGCACAUUUCCCGUUUGACGAUCAUAAUUGUCCCCCUAUCCACCUCAUAAAAUCAUUUUGUCAAAGUGCAUAUGCAUGGUUAAAGGAGGAUAUUGAGAAUGUGGUUGUUGUUCAUUGUAAAGCUGGUAUGGCUAGGACCGGGCUAAUGAUAUGCAGCCUUCUUUUAUUCCUCAAGUUCUUCCAAACAUUCGAGGAGGCAAUUGAUUACUAUAAUCAGAAAAGAUGYGUGGAUGGGAAAGCUUUGGUUCUUCCUAGCCAGAUUAGGUAUGUCAAGUAUUUUGAACGCAUAUUAACACAUUUCAGUGGAGAUACUCCACCUGGACGGAGGUGCAUGCUGAGAGGUUUCCGGCUUCACAAGUGCCCUUAUUGGGUUAGGCCUUCCAUUACAAUCUCAAAUCACAGUGAGAUCUUGUUCUCAACAAAAAACCAUCCAAAGACAAAGAAUUUAAUGCCAGAAGAUUUCUGGAUGAGGGCACCAAAGAAAGGAUUUGUGGUCUUUGCGCUGCCAGGUGAACCUGGUUUGACAGAGUUGACUGGGGACUUCAAGAUUCAUUUUCAUGACCGCCACGGAGAUUUUUACUGUUGGUUAAAUACAAGAAUGACAGAAAACAAAGUAUUAUUAAAUGACACAGAUCUUGAUGGUUUUGAUAAGAGAAAACUUCCUACACCUGGAUUCCAGAUCGAAGUUGUGAUGAUAGACUAUGAUGGUACUUUGCCAAGACGAUUGAAAACUGAUUCUGCUGGCAAGGGAUCUGAUCGUCGCUCUAUUCACGAUCAGGCGUCUGGUCAUGAAGCAGAACAAUCCAGCAAAAGUAAAAAUCUCGGGGUUGAAGAAACUGACGACAAUGUAUUCUCUGAUAGUGAUGAAGAAAAUGGCGACACAAAAACCAGGCUAGAUCAGUCUACUGCAAAAGCAGAUCAUUCAUCAACAGCAGUUGCUUCUGAAAAAAUUGGCACUUUAGCACAUGAAACUAGUCAUUUGUCGCUCAGGAAUGAGAAAAGCACACAAACGAAUGCUUCAAAAGAACCAAACUUUGAUGGUGCAAUACAACCGUCAGGCCUUGACAUCCCAAAUCUGGAUUCAGCAAGGGCAAGUGAUUUCAAGGCAAUAGCCGCUGAUGCAUCGGUUUUCACGUUUGGGGAUGAAGAAGACUUUGAUAGCGAAUGAAGAGCAUGAGUUUGCCGCAACUUAGAACCAUAUAAUAUCAGAAAAAAGUUGGCUUACCAGAAGGCAGAAGCUGAUAUUUAAGGUAAAAUCAGCUUCCAAUUGAUUGUUUUCCCCUUUUCUGAUGGUACCGCCCCGCUCCAUAUGAUGGAAAAAUAAAAUGGAAUAGAAAUACUUAAUUGUU
Messenger RNA from Momordica charantia (bitter melon), 2575 nucleotides. RefSeq names its product phosphatidylinositol 3,4,5-trisphosphate 3-phosphatase and protein-tyrosine-phosphatase PTEN2A. The record is from RefSeq and is a predicted model, not a curated record. Gene Ontology annotation, cellular component: cytosol. Gene Ontology annotation, biological process: dephosphorylation. Lineage: Eukaryota; Viridiplantae; Streptophyta; Magnoliopsida; Cucurbitales; Cucurbitaceae. Gene Ontology annotation, molecular function: phosphatidylinositol-3,4,5-trisphosphate 3-phosphatase activity.